This is a messenger RNA of Scylla paramamosain (green mud crab), 994 nucleotides long. RefSeq lists its product as uncharacterized. Lineage: Eukaryota; Metazoa; Arthropoda; Malacostraca; Decapoda; Portunidae. The transcript has 3 exons. The record is from RefSeq and is a predicted model, not a curated record. Bases 405 to 818 code for a protein of 137 amino acids.
CUCCUCCUCCAGUCAUCACCAUGGCCGCCACCACCAUCACUACUACCACUACUACUACUACUACUACUACUACUACUACUACUACUACUACUACUACUACUACUACUACUACUACUACUACAGUUAAUAUUUCGGUCUCCACGAGUUAUCGUCACCUCAAGGGUGAGUGGGAUGCCGGAGGGGACCUGGACACGGAGGCUGGCAGGUCCGCCGAGGCCAGCAGGAGCCUGGCGCUGGAGGCCAAAGGAGCCAAGUCGCAGCGGAGGUCCAGCGCUGAGGAGGGCAAGGAACGGCACUCGCCCGGGGAACAAGAGAAGCGAUAGUCUCCAUCAGACCCGCGCAGGCCCAUCAAGCUGAAGGUGAUUCCCCGCAACGUGACCGUAGGGCGCGGCAUCGGCUUGCCCAUGGGCGGUCCCCUGGCUGCCGCCCGCUCCCCACACGUGCCUUGUGCCCCCUCGCCUGCCUGCACCCGUGCUAUCCACACUGCCGUCGUUCACUCCUCGGGAGGCCACACACUUCUCCGUGGCACGCCCGCCUUCCAGCAGGCGCCCACGUCCUUUGCCUCCGUGGCGCUGCGGUAUGGGCGGCGGUGCAGCUCCCCACAGACGCCCCAGUUGACCGGCUGUGCCUCCUGCACGGCAGCGUCCCACUCCGCCCAGAUCUCUCCUUCGGGCCCCAGGUCCCAGCGCCUCACCUCCAGCAGCGGUGACCACUGGAGUGCCUUUAUCAGCAAGAACCACCGCACCCAGAGUGUAGGGGCCGCCGUGCCGGCCGGGGAGAUGGACUGGCUGCCCGCGCCGUCACCCUGUUCCAAGUAGAGCUCCUGGUCCUCGGUGUCCACGGACAACGACUCUGGUCCCUCCUGGUGAGUACCCCUGCCCUUUAUGUAGUGCCUGCUGGCUAGUACUUCGUCCUUUCCCUAGUACCUUCUGGUGCGUACCUUUGGUCUUUGUGUGACACCUGCUGGUGAGUACCUUUCUCCUUUUUUUUUUAA